UUCUCGCACACGUGUAACUCGUACAAAUCAUAAGCGUCGAUUCGCACGAGCGUUAAUUCGUUCGUUACAAAAAAAACGUUUCAUUUUCUGCUUAAAUGAAAAGUCGAUCUAAUUCAAAUCGACGAUUUGCAAACAGACAACAAAAACCAGGAGCUUCAAAGGUUCGUGUGACUCGACAGCGCGGCUUGGAAACUGCAGCGAAGACGAAAUGAACGAGAGGCGAGGGUGAACAAAGAGACACUGGUCGGAUGAAGCCUCUUAAGAUGGAAGAACCAUCGAUUUUUUCGGGGGAUCGUAGACCACCCAAAUGAAUCAAGUUUUUGCUUCACUUCCGAUGCCGAACGAUUAGAACAAACUCAACAUGGGGUUUCAACGGGCCGGAUUAAUCAUAAUCAUGGGUACUUUAUUACCGUCCGUGCAAAUGGCUUUCAUGGAUUCUUUCCGCAGUAUUUUCCACUCGAGCAGGAAUGAACUGGACGACAACGGCAUAUUUUAUCCGAGCAUAGUAGACGGAGUUCGUAGACAGCAAACGAUUUCUUCCCAAGUCCCGUUUCCCUGCGAUAGGAAAUUAGGCAGAUCAUCGUCACCACCGGAUGAUGUUAAUCGUCUGAGACCCGGAGACAUUGACAUCGUCGGAGGUCUUGGCGAUUCUUUAGUAGCCGGAAGCGGAGCCCUCGAGGAAUUUGCUAUUGGGACUUUCAUCGAAGCUCGCGGCGUUAGCUGGUGCGCAGGUGGCCAAGGCAAUUGGAGAAGGUUUCUAACACUCCCAAAUCUGAUCAAGGAAUACAAUAAAAACCUCAUGGGCUACGCCACAGGAACGGGCGAAUUUAUAUCCGCGCACGCAGGAUUGAACGUCGCGUUUCCAGUUGCUGCGACCGAAGACGCGUUACAUCAGGCCCAGAUUCUUGUCAGAAGGAUAAAAAACAACCCACGAAUGAACUCGAAGAAACAUUGGAAGCUGGUGACCAUAUUUUUCGGUGCCAACGACAUCUGUUCGGCCCAGUGCUACAAUCCCAAGGCAUUCUCACCAGUCCGUUACGCUCUUCAUCUCCGACGAGCCCUGGAUUACCUUCGUGCAACGUUGCCACGAACUUUGGUGAACCUGGUCCCGGCAAUAGAUGUAACCGUUUCGGUGCGAGUCACUAGAAGUAUGAUGUGUGAUAUUUUGCAUCCCCUUUACUGCGCCUGUAUGCAUCAGGGAAACCGGCCUGAUAUUCAAGUAUCAAAAAUGGCGCGACUGUAUCAAGACGCUGCUGAAUCACUGGUGGCUUCGGGGAGAUACGAUACGACGAAGGAUUUCACAGUUGUAUUUCAGCCAUUUACGAAACUCUUCAAUGCCCCAAAUUCGGAUCCCCGACAGGCCUCACCGAUGGAUUCCAGUCUAGUAACUUACGACUGCUUUCACUUCAGCCAAAGAGGGCAUGCGCUUGGUGCCAAUCUCCUGUGGAACAAUAUGUUGGAGCCCGUUGGGAACAAAACGGACACGGGUCUGCCGGAAAUAAUGGAGAGAAUGCUGUGCCCAACCGAUAGCUCUCCGUACAUAUUUACGAAUGUAAAUUCACGGAUUUACCGUGAGACCGGAAGUCAAGAAGGGAUUGUUCCGAGAUAGCGAUAAGUAGAAUGCAAACAGAUCGAAAGUAAUGGUCUUUUCGCAUUUUUUUUUCGUUUCUCUCGAAAAAUUUGUGAUUAAUCGAAUGCGGACUCAACUGCAUGGCAAACUGAUUUGUCGAUAAAACUUCGCUGUUACCAACACGCGAUUAAAUUGUGUUCAGUGAAACAUUCUCAGGGCUAAGACAUUUUAGUACAGUGUAAUAUAUAUUCGUACACACACUCACACUCACACACACACGCACGCACACACACACACAUAUUGAAAAAAAUUAAAUCAAUGAAAGUGUACUUUUGAUUUUAGAGUCCGUCGUACACAUCGAGUCAUAAAAUACAUUUCAUAGCAUAUGAAUUUUUAACAGUCUCUGUAGUUAAUGCCUUUUUGAUGGAUAAUAGACGAUGACAAUACAUCGCAUCGAAUAAAUUGGCUUGAGCUUUCGAAUCGUACUGUGACGCAGUUGAGAAUCUUCUCGUAGCUUUUAACGACGACGAACAACUCGAUUUUUCAGUCGAUCAAAGUACCAACAAUAAUAAUACAGCUCUUGUUAUCGACACGUUCCUUACACUUGAGCGUUUAAUAAUACCUGCGUGUAAUUACUCAUUAUUUAUGUGUUAUCAAUUGUUCUCGAAUCACUAGAGAAUAAGGAGAAAAAGACUUGGUCGUGGAAGAACGUUACGAACUUCUGGAUAACGUUUUACGCCUACUUAAAAAUGCUAUUCGCAGGAGAUAUAUUUUUCUAAUACUUGCAAAUUUUUUAUUAGUUUUUAAGCUAAAGUUGAAACUUUCGUUCAUUUUGGGGGCUCUGAAUUUAAAACGUUCCGUGCUAGAAUAUCGCUGCAAGUAUUUCGAUUUAUCGGAUUUCUCGAAACUCGAAACUGUACAUUCCGCUGAUGACAGAAGCAUCAGUAGAAUAUUGUGGAGCAAAUUGUACAUCGAGCGAAUUAAAGCAAACCAUAAAAUGCUUUCGACGACCCGGUGUCAAUGGAAAUUCGUAGAACGCGAUACAUAAAAGGACAGAAAUCGGUAGACCGCAUCGGAAAAAAAAUCGUUUCAGUUUUCUCUUGAAGCUGAAACUUGAAGAGGAAUAAAAAAUUCGAGUCACUCGAACAAAAGUUGACGAAAGCUUUUUCCCGAUAAUAUUUCAAGUUAAUUCAAUAUUUUUAACUAAUUCAAUGCCAAAACACACUCGUAGCACUCGUAUGAAUGGGACAGAUUCCAUAAUAAUGUUCACAAAUGUUUCACAUGAAAAACGAACGUUUGAAUUGUUUCUCAGUUAUAAAAAAAGGAAUUCUCAUUAUAUUAUUGCGCAAAGAAUUUCUAGAUUGUUCGCAAUAUUGAUGUUUUUUUAUGGCAAAGUUGUAGAUUGGUAAUCAACUGUAAUGUAUCGUUGCCAGUCAAUAAUGCUCUUCAUCGAGGUCUAAGGUUGUACAGCGAUGAUUACAUAACUGGCAUGGACACAUUUGUACGUAUCUCAGAAGCCACGUAAUAAACAGCUCUUUCCGCGAUUGGACCAAA
This is a messenger RNA of Venturia canescens, 3124 nucleotides long. Its product is annotated as phospholipase B1, membrane-associated-like. NCBI's taxonomy places the organism in Eukaryota, Metazoa, Arthropoda, Insecta, Hymenoptera, Ichneumonidae. Gene Ontology annotation, molecular function: glycerophospholipase activity. The transcript has 9 exons. The record is from RefSeq and is a predicted model, not a curated record. Gene Ontology annotation, biological process: phospholipid metabolic process. Bases 362 to 1609 code for a protein of 415 amino acids.